Molecule: messenger RNA, 7683 nt
Organism: Trichomycterus rosablanca
Lineage: Eukaryota; Metazoa; Chordata; Actinopteri; Siluriformes; Trichomycteridae
Product: chitin synthase chs-2-like
Exons: 20
Coding region: 1-3855 (1284 amino acids)
Cellular component (GO): cell periphery; cell septum
Molecular function (GO): chitin synthase activity
Source: RefSeq, a predicted model, not a curated record
AUGGGUACUGUAGUGACCAUCCGCAUCCCUAAAGUUUAUGUCAACUCCUCUCCUGACACUGAUGAUGUCAUUUAUAUCGAUCCGAUUGGACUUAUGUUCCUCAUUAGCUUUGCAGGUCUUCUGUUUAUCCAGUUCCUAGCUAUGCUGUGGCACAGGUCCAGGCAGGCCUGGGAUGCUGCCAAGGAGACCCCCAGAAUUGCUGAUGAACUGAAACCUCGCAAGCUCUUAAGCUUCAUCCAGAUCAUCAUAUGUACUUUGGUGGGAAUCCUGGUGUUUGCUUUUGCCUUCUUUAGCAAGACAUCCCUGCUGUUACUAAUAAACCUGAGCAGCCACAACACACGCAGCAUUGUGACGAAACCCUUCGUCUUACUGUUCAUCGGCUGCCUUUUAAUUGCUCCAAGUAUUUUAAUGCUGAUUAAAUGCAUCUGGAAAAUCACCUUUAAGGAUUCGAAAACCCCGUCCACACAAACGCUGAUAUGGGUUGUUUUGGUGGAAACUAUGGUGGCUCUCGGUUCUUCCAUCCUCACCAUGAUCGUCAUGCCCAGAUUCGACAUCUUAACCAAUGUGAUGCUCCUGAAUGGUGUUGCCAUUUCAUCAGCCAUACUGCAGGUGGUCACAAAUGCAAAAGCGCAUGGACAGAAACGAUUCAUCUCAACCUCCUUAGCUGCUGUGGUUUUUCUGAUUGCGGGAUACGUCUUCUUCAUUGUGAACUACCUCAGAGCGGACUCCAACUGGCGUGUGAUGGUGAUGUAUCUGGGUCUAGCCAUAACAGGCACUGUCCUGGUGUCUCUAAACUGGUGGGAGAACUACGCCACACUUUUUAGCAUGGACUUCUUCCAAAACACCAUUCGAGACAUUAAAAGGUCCAGGAACUUAGUAGGCAUCGUGUCGAGCUUGGUGCGGAUUGUAGUGACGUUUAUUGUCCUGGGAGCUUAUGUGAAACUCUCGGACCAGGAUUGGUCAUCAGUGAAGUCAGUUAAAUCAAGUUCUGUGACCAUCGUCUUGAGUCUGUUCAGCAUUCAGAUCAUCUGCUCUGCCGUGUGUCGCUGGUUGGCUGUGGCGGCGUGUAAAAUGCAUGCAGUGCGCCGGAGCUUCAUCGUUCCUCUGAUCCUCACGUCUCCGGCUGUGCUGGUCGCCUUCUUCCUGGCCAUCUAUGUUCCAUUUCUGAACUUCCAGUCAAAGGUUAUACACUCACACACACACACACACACACACACACACACACACAUACCCUUCUUAUUAUAUUUUCCAAGUUUCCACGGCACAUUUUUCAACUACUGCCAGAACUUUUGGCGUGUGAGCAACUCAAAGCUCAAUGUCAUGAACUAUUUACUGACCGACCUAACCCGCAGCUUCUGUAACCAAACGGCAUACGCGAAUGGCACAACACUGGGCUAUAGCUUGAUGGGCAUGUCUUUGGCGAGCUGGUGGGUCGGUCUGGUACUCUGCACGCUCUACAUCUGGUUUUUAAACACUCAGCGCAUUGCCAGGACCGCUGACCUGUUUGUGCGCAGCCUGUACGAAGCAGCGUUCAUCGACCAGUCCGUGCUGCUAAACGUCAAGUUUCAGGUUCCAGACUUCAAGCAUAACAGGGAGAGGGAGAAAAUGACCAUCUAUAUCUGUGCCACAAUGUGGCAUGAGACCUGGGAGGAAAUGAUGACAAUGAUCAUCUCAAUAUUCAGACUAGACAAAUUCCGACCAAAAAAGAACCAAUUUAACGAUGUCAGUUUUGAGUUCCACAUUUACUUUGACGAUGCGUUUAUCACCAAAGACAACAAACGGUGUGUCAACGAGUACGCCGAGACUCUAGUGGAAGUUAUCAAAGAGGUUUAUGAGAUAUUUAGCAAUGACACACAGGAUGUGUUUGAAGAGAGCAAGUCACUGCCGGAGCAGAAGAUUAUGCAGACCCCAUAUGGUUGCCGCUUGCAGUACAACCUUCCUCAUGGCAACACACUGCUUGUUCACUACAAGGACAAACACCAAAUCCGUCACAAAAAGAGAUGGUCUCAGAUCAUGUACAUGUACUACCUGCUUGGCUGGAAGCUGCACAGUAUUUACUACGAUAUGUACAAGGAAGGAGAUGAGCUGCUGUGUAAUGUUGAAGAACUCCUAGAGCAAGCCAAAGCAAACACCUACAUUCUGGCUCUAGAUGGAGACAUAGAUUUUCAGCCUUCUGCUGUCAUGCUUUUAGUGGACAGGCUCAGAUUGUACCCAGAGGUGGGAGCUGCCUGUGGCCGGAUCCAUCCUACUGGCACAGGGCCGAUGGUGUGGUAUCAGAAAUUCGAGUACGCUGUGGGUCACUGGUUGCAGAAGACGGCUGAGCAUGUGUUUGGAUCUGUGCUGUGCAGUCCAGGCUGCUUCAGCCUGAUGCGUGCUUCAGCACUAAUGGACGAUAAUGUCAUGAAGAGAUACACCACCAAACCAACUGAGGCUGCUCACUAUGUACAGUACGACCAGGGUGAGGACCGCUGGUUGUGCACACUGAUGCUGCAGCAGGGCUGGCGAGUGGAGUACAACGCUGCAUCAGAUUCAUACACAAAUGCUCCACAGGAGUUCAAAGAGUUCUACAAUCAGAGGCGUCGCUGGGGCCCGUCAACCAUGGCCAACACUCUGGAUCUUCUGUCCAGCGGCACAGUCACCGCUCAAGCAAACAAAUCCAUUUCCCGACUAUACAUCCUCUACCAGACCAUCACCAUGGCCGCCUCUAUACUGGGACCAGCUUCAGUCUGCUUAAUGAUCGCAGGAAGUUUUAAAUUCGUCUUUAAGAUCGAUGCCAACGUCGCUCUUGUGCUGGCAGUUUUACCCCCAGCCAUCUACAUGGCCCUCUGUUAUUACCUCAGACAUACUAAUUCAGACACCCAAAUCAACAUUGCUGCGUUCAUGAGCAUAUUGUAUGCUUUUCUAAUGAUUGCAACCAUCUUUUCUGUUAUAGGGGAAAUGGUAGUGCAGCAGACCUUCAUAACCCCGAGUGGCUUGUUCUUCAUUGGCAUCAUCACUAUGUACACGUUCACUGCUCUUCUCCAUCCAAAAGAAUUUCAUCUCAUCAUCUAUGGCUUGCUCUACGUCGUCGGCAUCCCCAGUGGCUACCUUCUGCUGGCUAUUUACUCCAUGGUCAACAUGAAUAACGUUUCAUGGGGAACACGAGAAUCCAACCAGGCCGCGGGGUCUGACGAGAAGAGAAGAGAUGUUAAGUGCCAAAAGCUGGUCAAGCUGGUCUGUGGCUACAGCCUGGAGUUUCAGCUCAAAAAAGAUGAGAAGGUGACGAGCAAACCAGAGCUGGAUCCACUUCUACCUUCAGCUGUAGAGCCUGAAACCAAAAGCACCUGCAAAUCUAAAGACGGGCAAACAACUGAAGUUGAGGAUUAUUUCAUUGAACAGCUUAAACAGAUCUCUGGUGAACUGCCCCUUAGGAUGUGUGAUCUCAGUGAGGAUGAAGAAACAUUUUGGGAGGACCUGAUUGAUCAGUAUUUAAAACCAUUAAAGACUGACAAAGCGAAGGAGGAAAGACUCAAAGCUGAUCUACAAUCCCUACGCAACAAGGCUACCUUCGUGUUUUUCAUCAGCAACGCUCUGUGGAUUGUAGCUACUUUCUUUCUGCAAGCCAUGGGUACUUCAGUGACCAUACGCAUCCCUAAAGUUUAUGUCAACUCCUCCUCUGCUUCUGACAGUUUCAUUUAUAUCGAUCCUAUUGGACUUAUGUUCCUCCUCAGCUGUUUGGGUCUUCUGGUCAUCCAGUUCCUGGCUAUGCUGUGGCACAGACUUCAGACUUUAAUCCACUUCAUCGCUUAUAAUGGGACUGAGGCUGUUGGUAACAAUAAGGCAAGACAACAGAAUCUGGCAAUGAAUUAUCUUUAGGAAAAUAUGGGCUGGAAAUGAGCAAAAGCCUACAAGUGGCUGUAGCUUAUGAUGAUCUAUGACAAGGGCCAAGGAUCUGUGAUAACCAUGAAAUGAGGGUUUGUGCCAGGAGGGGCAUUAGUCUCUUCUGCAUGAGCCCUACUUUUGGGAAAGAUCAGACUUCUGGUUUUUAUGACGACCCGGCAAAGUCAACGUUUUUCCCAUCGGAAACCUUCAACCAGAACUACAUGGACAAGCUAAACAACCUUUCAGCCUCAACUACCCCACAGCCAAAUACCCAUCAACCCUAAUUACCCCAACAGCUUAAUACCUCCUCAGCCUUAACUACGUCACAGCCAAUUACCCUUCAACCCUAUGUAGUAAAAACAGCUGCCAUCGCCAACAGUCAGUGACCUCUCUCUGUGACCUUCAUCACAUCCUUUGGACCGGACUUCCUAAAGAGGCUCAUACCUCCACAUUUCAGGGCAUUUCACCUCUUUAAGAAAGAGACCUCCAAACCUCCUCACACUAUGCAAUGCAAGAACUAAAUCAUAUUACAGAGGAAUAAACUCGUUCUUACAAAACUGGCAGUCCCAACCUAAUCAACACACCAGUAACUCAUGGCUUCUUUUGCAACCUCUGGAGGGAAGGGAAAAACAAAAGCAACUUUACAGAAUCAUUAAUUAACCUGGAACAGUCAUAAAAUAGAUAACGUCUGGACCAGAUUGCAGGAGUUAGCAUUGUAUCACCUGCCUUUCACUCUUUUCCAUUUAAUACUUCAAAAAACCCUCUCGCUCAGGAAUUUCAGACCUUUGGAUCUGUCAUUUACUCCCCAAGCUGCCCUAGGGGAAGGAAGUGACUGGAGUGACUUUUUAUGCUUGCUUGUUUUCUUAUAGUUAGGCUAUUGGAAUUUAUCUACAGUAAUUUGUAUAUCCAUUGCAAGAACUACUGUAUUGAAUGCCUAAUUAUGUAUUUUUGUUAGUAAUAUUAUUAUUCACCUAAAUGGUUCCUCAAAAAUGGUUUCCAUAUUAGAGGACCUUCUAUGUUAAACCUGCUAGAUCUAUAUAUUGAUAUUUAAUGUCAUUGUAAGUUAGCUUGUUGUACCUUGUAUAAAGAAUUACAGUGGUACCUUAAACCUCAACGUCAACUGGUUCUAAGACUGGCUUCGAGUUUAAAAGGCGUUAAGUUUCAAGGUAUUUUUUCCCAUAAGGAUGAAUGGGAAACCUGUUAAUGCGUUCUAUGGUCCCAUGGACUCGCAUAUAUUUUAGGCACAUGUAAAAUAAUGGGGUUGUUUUUGACACCUAUACACGGAAAAUAACACAAAUAUAAUAUUUAUAAUAUAAAACACUGAAAUAAAAAGCUUAUUCUCACAAUUUCUCAGAACCCCGAGCUGUAAUACAAGUUUAAAAGUGAAACAGGAAGAAAAUCCAGCUAAACACAGAUACAUGUGGAUGCUUUUAGAGUGAAUCUGAUGGUUAUUCCACACAAAUGCAGAUUCGUCUCAUAUGCACAUUUUGAUGACGUAUUACCACACCGCUCAUGUCGAUCACUGAACAAAGCGGCAGUUCAUUGUUCAUUUAAAAUUAGAUUUUUAUUUUUAUUUUUUAAACAAAGUGAACACAUUGAGUUUAAGGGAAACGUUGAGUUUAAGGGUACAGAUUUCUUGACGACGAGCAUUGAGUUUCAAUGAUUUUGAGUUUAGGGGACGUUGAGUUACAAAAUACCACUGUAAUUGUUAUAUAUGUUUCGGUAUGAACCCAGAUGUUAAAACUGAAAAGUGGUUAUUCUUUGUGUUGGGGGUGAAGAAAAGUGUCACGUUUUUGUUAUGUGAAUUUGGUAGCAGUUUAUUUCUCACUGGCUACAUCCACCAAAAACUACAUCUCCCAAAUAAGUUGAAAAGGACUUACAGAGUUCAAAGUGUUUACAGAGUUCUGAGAGUUCAGUGGUGGAGCUCAUAGUGACCUGGUCAAGUUAAGUGCGCUGGUUGCAGUGAACUAACCCCAUUGGUUGGAUUUGGGUUUAGUUGUGAGCAUUUCGACGCUUUACCACUGGCCGGGUAAAGUUCUUUGAUUCUAUGAUUUUAAUUUGAUCGGUCACUGAACCGGUUCUCAAGAGUUUUGAUGCUAGAUGACCCUUCAUCACUGGCCUCUCGAAACAGCUUGCAGGUAGACUGUUCAUAUGCCUAUAGUGAAGAGUCUUUGGUUCUGAUCAUUUUAUUAUUUGCUACAUUCCAUUCCAACUAGGUGUCUCCACGAACUGAACUCCUGGCUUUGAGCAAAAUUCCUACUAUUAAAUGCACACAAAACAGAGUUUCUGUUCACUGGCACAAAGUCUGAUGUCGCCUCUCUUUCUAACUUGGUUCUUCCUAUAAACGACAUCAACGUCAAACCUUCAGUUACUGUACGCAAUCUUGGUGUUCUAUUCUCCUCUGUCUCUUCUGUCUUUUGAACCAUACAUAAAAUCUCUGUCCAGGUAUGCUUUCUUUUAUCUUCAUAAUAUUGCUCGUAUCUGCCCUCUAUAGUCCUCUAGGGCAGCUGAGACACUGGUCCAGGCUUUUGUGACUUUUCGCCUGGACUAUUGCAUCUCUCUGCUCUAUGGGCUUGCCUCUAAGUCACUUUGCCCCCUACAAAUUAUUCAAAAUUCUGCUGCUUGGAUUCUAACACAUCACCCCUGACCUUGAGCAACUUUAUUGGCUGUCCAUUAAUAAGCAUAAACAAUAUAAAAUUUAAGGCACUUCAUGGUUUAGGUCCUGUUUAUUUGUUGGACAUUCUCAAGUGCUACUACACUCCAUCCUGGAAUGUAAGGUCGUCAGAUGCUGGUCUCCUGGUAGUUCCCAGGUUCAGGCUGAGUACUAUGGGUGGUCGAUCUUUUACUAUUGCUGCCCCUUCGCUCUGGAACUCUCUUCCUUCCUCUCUAUGUUUAAUUGAAUUUGGUUUUUCUAGCAGUUCCAAUAAAAACCCAGGUGGAGCUCUGAUUCCCUAAUCUCAUUACAAUAACAUCACCCCAUUCCACCUAAUUUUACAGCUAAACAACUCCUAAGCCUUAAUUACCAACAGCUAAUUACCUCUCAAACCUAAUCACCCCAACAGCUAAAUAAUCCCUCAUCCUCAGCGACCCAAAGCCUACCAAUCAACCUUAAUUAUCCCCCACGGCCCAUCAACAACUACCCCAUCAGGUAAAUUGUCCACAACUACUCUGUUAGCCUAAUAGUCUUCAUAGUCUUCAAUAGUCGCCCCCUACAUAUAGUUAAAAAUUCUGCUGCUUGGAUUCUAACACAUCACCCCUGUCCUUGAGCAGCUUCAUUGGCUGCCCAUUAAUAAGCAUAAACAAUAUAAAAUUUUAGGUCCUGUUUAUUUGUUGGACCUUCUCAAGUGCCACACUCCAUCACUGAAUUUAAGGUCGUCAGAUGCUGGUCUCCUGGUAGUCCCCAGGUUCAGGCUGAGUACUAUGGGCGGUUUAUAUUUUACUAUUGAUAUUUGAUAUUUUACCUUUCGCUCUGGAACUCUCUUCCUUCCUCUCUACGUUCCACUUCUUCUACGUUAAAGCUCUUCUAAAGACUCACCUCUUUUCUCAGCUCUUUCUCACUUCAUCUUCUGCUAUCUCUGUGUGAUUGUUACUUUUUAUACGUAAAGCGACCUUGGGUUUUGUGAAAGGCACUAUAUAAGUGUAACUUAUUAUUAUUAUUCAUUUGGAGCAUACACUUCAAAUACGUUCUACACUGACAGUAUUAGACUUGUGUCUACAUACUUAUACUACCUUAAUUACUACUUAGUUGCAUUAACUGACCUGUUAAUUACCAGUGUAUGUUAUAGUUCUUGUGUUUAAUAAAUGUUGUAAUAAUCGAAUUUA